Lineus longissimus is the source of this 1762-nucleotide messenger RNA. RefSeq lists its product as uncharacterized. NCBI's taxonomy places the organism in Eukaryota, Metazoa, Nemertea, Pilidiophora, Heteronemertea, Lineidae. The transcript is spliced from 2 exons. Bases 6 to 1550 code for a protein of 514 amino acids. The record is from RefSeq and is a predicted model, not a curated record.
CAAACAUGGCGGAAUCAACCAAAAAAGACCUCAUCGUACGGUCAAAAAGACCGAAUUCUGCAGGACACCUUUGCUGUGUUGAUGACUGUAACAGCAGGGCUGGAGUGGACAGGAGUCUCGGUGUCCAGAGAAGUUAUUUCAGGUUGCCGGCCGAUCCGUUGCUGCGGACGAAGUGGCUGAAAGCCAUCCCCCGGCGGCGGUCCAAUCAUGAUCGGGUGGCCAGCGCUUGGGAUCGAGUUUGUUCCGAUCAUUUCCCGGACGGAAAGCGCACCUACACCCCGGGGACAUCAGGCUACAUCCCCUCCCUGUUUCCAUCCAAACCAUCACCAAAUGCCAGAACAACCAAGUCAUCAGCUAAAGCAGGUUCCAUACCCCCUCUUGACUUCCACAGUACACCGAGAAAGAGACUUAAUACCAGUACAUGUAGUAUGCCUAAGGUAAAGUCAGAUGAAGAAGACAACUCAAAAUCAGUGUGGAAUACAACUGAUCAUGACUACAUUCACACGAGAGUUGAUGAAACAGUGUACCCCUUAGAUUACAUUGAGUUGCAACAAAACAUUAUAAGGCUGGAAGAGGAAAACGCCAUACUGAAAAGAAGAGUUCUGAGUUUGGACAAUAUAAGGGACAAAGAUGAAGACUUCAGGUUUUGGACUAAUAUGCCCAAUUAUGCUGUCUUCAUUAGUUUAUCAGACUACUUGGAAAAAAGGUCAAGUGGACAGUUGAAAUACUGGAAUGGUUCAAGAACCGAACAGUAUAAACAUUUUAGUGAAACAAAAAGUUCAAAACCUGGAAAAGAAAGGAAGCUUUCAUUCAAGGAAGAGUUUUUCCUUGUUCUUGUUAAACUGAAAACUGGGAAAUUAAACAAGGAUAUGGCUUUAACAUUUGGUGUAAGUGAGUCAUACAUAUCAAAGAGCAUGUCCACAUGGGUAAAUUUUCUUGCUCAAGAAUUGAAAACAUUGUUUGAGAUGAAAUCUGAUGCUGAUGUUGAAAAUAUGCCCGAGUGUUUCAGAAACAUAUCUUCUUUGAGGAUUGUUUUAGACUGCACAGAACUCAUCUUGGAGAGGUCAAGUACUUUACAGGCAAGGAAGGAAACAUACAGCAAUUACAAGGCAAGAGACACUGUCAAAUUUCUUGUUGGUCUCUCUCCAAAUCUAACAAUCAACUAUGUUUCUGAAGCCCAUGGUGGUAGAGCUACUGACAAUCACAUCACCAUGUCCAGUCAGGAACUUUUAGAUGGUUUACAGCCUGGUAGCAAAGUAAUGGCAGAUAGAGGAUUUACUCUCAACAAGGAAUUGAAUGAUUUAGGUGUUGAACUAAUCAUUCCAAACUUUAAAGGCCGUAGUAGGUCACAGAUGUCCCAAGCUGAGUGUAUAGGGUCUGCCAAGAUUGCAGAAGUUCGAAUCCAUGUUGAGCGCAUUAUACAAAGGAUUCGCACUUACCACAUUUGGGAUUCGACUGUUAAACUUUCCAUGAAGGAUGUUAUAAAUCAGUAUUUCAUUGUAUGUGCAUACCUAAGUAACUUCCAACUGCCAAUCAUUCAUAAGUUGUGAUCAUUUAAAAGGCCUACACAGGCAUGACAUGGACAACCUGAAGAAAUCGUGCCUUUUCAUAAUGCCUCCUGGACUGUAGGCAUAUUGCAGGCCAUCUGACAAAAUGUAUGACCUCGCCUUUGUCCCUUACACUACAUGUCUUUGCAUCUGUCUGGUUCUGUAUUAAUUCCUGGACUGCAAUACUAUUGCUGUACUAGUGUCGAUAUGAUCUC